CUUAAAAAAAAUUUUAAAUAGAUUUUUUUUUAAGGAGAAUGGAAUUUAUCUACCAACUUAUAAAUGCGCCAAUUAUUUGAGUGGGGAAAACAUAAUAAAAGCGUUACAACAUGUCAGGGAGGACUGCAUUCGGAUAGUAGCAUUAAUAUAAAAUCGUUGUAGUAUUGUGACGUUAUUAUUAUUAAUAUAACAAUGUAUGAAACUAAUAUAUUAAGUGUUUUAACAAGCGUUCUGUUAAGUUAUUUUAUUUGGAAGUUUUGCUGUAAAAUAUACUAUUCCGGAAAAUCAUGGAUCAAACUACGAGGUCGAAAGAAAAUAUUUAAAUAUAUUUUUUAUGGAAGUACUCAUGAUCUUUUGGACAUUAUAAAUAUACUUGUGGAGCAUUAUUCAUCCCCGUUUCAUCUGUUCUCAAUGUACCCAGUCAUUGCAGUAUACGAACCAAAUCAAGUAAAAACUGUUUUACGAAGCCAACAUUGCUUAGAGAGAGGUUUCUUCUACAAUAUUUUAGACCCGUUGUUAGGCAUAGGAUUAGGAACAGCUCCUGAAUCUGUAUGGACUGGAAGUCGAAGAAUAAUAGUUUCAUGCUUUAAUCCGAACAUUUUGCGAAAAUGUUUUGAUACAUUCGUAGAACGAUCUUUAAUAUUGGUGAAUGAGUUAGAAAAAGUUGGAAUAAAUGGAAACGAGAUUAUCUGUCAUGAUCAUAUACAAAUGUGUGUUUUUAAGAGUGCAUAUGAUGUUUUCGUGGGCAGUAAAGUUGAAACAGAUCUUAAAGAUCAACAUUUCAAAGUACUUAUGAGACUUAAAAAAAGUAUAAAUUAUAGAACAAAUUUACCAUUGGCGCUAAAUGUCCUUUUGUUUAAUAAUAUUAUGUUUCAUUUCACUCCUUUGGGACGCAAACAGCAAGAUCUUUCGAAGACAUUAAAUUUUCUCACUAAUAAGUUAAUAGAGCAACAUCAACAUGAAUUAAAACAACAUCCUGUCGAGAUGGAAGCUGAUACAAGCCAUAAGACGUUUCUUGAUAUUCUGAUUGAGUCAUCUCAUAAAAACAAUUUGUCACACAAAGUGAUUUGUGAUAACGUAAUUACACUGAUUAUGGGGUCCAGUGAUUCAAUCAGUAUUACCUUAAAUUUUGCUGUCUUCAUGUUAGCAAAUUUCCCAGAAAUACAAAUGAAAGUAUAUGAAGAAUUGUUGGAAAUUUAUGGUAUGAAGACGCUAACGUCUGCUCCAGUCAAAUAUGAUGAUUUACAACAUAUGCAUUAUUUGGAGCAAAUUAUUAAGGAAACAAUGAGAUUAUUUCCUAUUUUUCCAAUAAUUGGCCGGGAAGUAACCAAAGAUAUAAGAAUAGGAGAUUCUAUUUUUCCAAAGAACACUACUAUAGUAAUACCACUUAUAACGAUGUUUCGAAAUAAAGAGCAAUGGCCAAAUCCAUUAAAAUUUGACCCGGACAGAUUUCUGACAGAAAGAAUAAAGGCUUAUAACUCAUAUUAUUUCACUCCUUUUAGUGAUGGACCACGGAAUUGUAUAGGUAUCAAAUAUGCAAUGAUGUUUAUGAAAGUUAUCCUAGCAACGCUUAUUCGCACAUUCGUAUUUAACGUAGAACAAAGUAUCGAAAUAGAUAAAAUCAAAUUAACUACGAAUAUGGCGUUAUUACAUCCCGUUAAACCUUUAAAGGUCAAAAUUGAAAAACGAAAAUUUUCUGAUGACAUAAUAUAAAAACGUUAAACAUGAAAGAAUAUGCAAUAUUUGUUCAAGUAAUAUUCUGUCUCUAUUAUUGAUACUAUAAAUAAUAAAAUAUUGUCUCAAAUAGCCAAACUUUGCUUAAAGCAAAUAGUAUCCAAAUGCUUGUUAGAAAUUUUGUAAGCAAAAUGAUACCAAAUUGGACACAAAUUAAA
Monomorium pharaonis (pharaoh ant) is the source of this 1892-nucleotide messenger RNA. RefSeq names its product cytochrome P450 4c21. NCBI's taxonomy places the organism in Eukaryota, Metazoa, Arthropoda, Insecta, Hymenoptera, Formicidae. Gene Ontology annotation, molecular function: monooxygenase activity; heme binding; iron ion binding. The record is from RefSeq and is a predicted model, not a curated record. The transcript has 12 exons. The coding region runs from base 193 to 1713 and encodes 506 amino acids.